AUCGCUUAUCAGUAUCCCGCUUCCAUAGGUUGUGAAAAGUGUCUAUGUGAUUUUUCGAGUGCCCAAUAAAUUUACGGACCGGGUCUAUCAGUUUUGUUUUGUUUCUUUUCACAAUCUUCAUUCAAUCCCUGUUAAACUUUUAGGGGAAAUAAAGUGAUGGUGAAAUAAUGCAAUGCUUGUUCCGGAAAAAUUCCAAAAUGACAAUUUUUUUCAAGCGGCUCUCCUAUUUGAUUCUAGCUUUCAUCUUCUACGGACAGACCUUUCGUCGAGUAACUGGUCAGUGUCAGGACUGGAAUUUACAGAGACUGAAUGAAAAUUCGGCUAUUUAUUUUAUGAACUCAUCAAUAAGCGAUGGCUUUAUUCUCAGCUGUUGGGUCUGGAAGGACUCGCGGAGUGGCGGUACAUGGGACACUAGAAUUCGAAUUGGACUCGACAAAGAAGGCUCCCGAGGCGGAGGCUUCAACUUCCGCGACAGUAACGGUCUGGAGACGUUGAGCUUGCGAUGGGUGGCGCUGCCGGGGGGAAACGUCACGUGGCAAGCCUCGACGAGAUCCAGCUUCCCCGUUUCCAGUUGGAACAUCUCCGCAUCCGGAUCCUCUUGGGGCUACUCCACCAGCAGCGACGGCCGCUGGUACUUUUUCAAGGACAAUAAAACAAUUGAACCAGCCACAAUGCCAAUUACAAAUGUUGUGUUAGUUGUUCCCCAACGACGGACGAGGUCUACAGACGCUCGGAAGCACUCGAGCGCCCUCUUCUCGAACGGACACCAGGGCGCUGGGUCGACCGAGUUCUUCGAGACUGUUCAGGCGAUUUUUUCGACGGUGCUCAGCACGCUGACGUCGACGAUCGCCAAUAUUUUCAACCUGGACUUCCUCGGCGGCGGCGACUCCGAUGACGGCGAGUUCACGCCUGAUCCAGACUCGGAGCCGGUCACCCCCGCAACUACAACCGUCACCACGACCACCAUUCCACUUGCUUUUGGGACUACCGGCAAAAGUAACGACAUCAGAAAAUUCGUCAAAUAAAAUCACAUUAUCCGAACCGAUCGCUGGAAAAAAACAGUCGCUUGGAUCUAGAAUCCAGACUCUUAAAAACAUCGACAAGAAAAAAUACUCUUGAUUCGACCGGAUUUCUGUUUAAAUCAAGAACCAC
This is a messenger RNA of Bemisia tabaci, 1152 nucleotides long. RefSeq lists its product as uncharacterized. The record is from RefSeq and is a predicted model, not a curated record. Lineage: Eukaryota; Metazoa; Arthropoda; Insecta; Hemiptera; Aleyrodidae.